This is a messenger RNA of Mus musculus (house mouse), 4173 nucleotides long. RefSeq names its product tRNA methyltransferase O (gene Trmo). Lineage: Eukaryota; Metazoa; Chordata; Mammalia; Rodentia; Muridae. The record is from RefSeq and is a predicted model, not a curated record. The coding region runs from base 2914 to 3987 and encodes 357 amino acids. Gene Ontology annotation, molecular function: tRNA (L-threonylcarbamoyladenosine(37)-C2) methyltransferase activity. Gene Ontology annotation, biological process: tRNA methylation. The transcript has 5 exons.
CUUUAUGAGUAUGAGUGUUUCCUGCAUGUACAUGCAUGCUUGGUGCCCACAGAAGUCAGAAGACAGCAUCUAUGGAGAGCUUUGUCUGUCCCUGUGGUUGCUGGGAAUUGAACCCAGGUCCUUUGCAAGAGCAACACAUGCUCUUAACCACUCAAGUUUGUCUUUAUUGUUUUUCAUUUUUGAAGACAGGGUCUUAUAUGUCCCAGGCUGGCUUGAAACUCACCUGGUGAGCACUUAUCCACACCUGGCUUUAUGCAGUGCUAGGUUGUAUCCACACCUGGCUUUAUGCAGUGCAAGGUUUGAACCAAGGACUUUGUAUGUACUAGACAAUCAGUCUUCCAACUGAGUUACACCCCUAGCCUUUUGUUUUAAAGUGUUUAUGUGCUCUCAAGUACUGGUGUGUGGCUUCAUAGCUGCCCAUGUAUGUACAAGCCUAUGAAACCACAGGGUGAUGUCUGUCUUACUCAAUUGCUCUCCAGCUUAUAUAGUCAGAUAGGGGCUCUCACCUGAACCCAGAGCCCACUACUUGGGGUAGUCUAACUAGCCAGCUUGUUCCAGGGCUUACCUGUUCUUCCCUCCUGCAGGUCGCUACACCCACUCAGCAUUUACAUGGUGGCUGAGCACCCAAAGUCUAGUCCCUUACUUGCAUGGCAAGUGCCUUCCUUACCCACUGAACCAUCUCCACCAUUCAUUUUCUUUUACCAUUCCCUAUAAAUUCAUUAUUUUCUUACUAUUCAUAUCUAGACUCCAGAGCGAAUCAAAUUAUUCCUUUUUUCUUGUUGGUUUAGAGCUUUGAGGUAAUGAAUUAGAACCUCUAAGAAUCUCCACUUUGUGCUGCCCUCUUCUUGUGGCAGGAAGGGUUCUGGGUAUACCUGAGCUACACCUAAAGACUUUAAAAAAAAAAAAAUUGUGUGUUCGUAGCUCUGGCUUACCUCCAACUCGGAGAUCUGCCUGCCUCUGUCUCCCCAGUGCUGGGAUUAUAACAUGAGCCAUCAGGCCCAGCUUUUAAAUGUGUGUGUAGGUGCCUGUGGAGGUCAGAAGAGGCAUCAGAUCCCCUGGAAGUGGAGUUACCAUAAGUUGCGAGCUACUACGUGGGUACUGAGAAUCAAACCUGAAUCCUCUGGAAACUUGGCUGGUGCUUUGAACUGCUGAGCCAUCGCUCCAGCUCCUUUUGCUCCGCUAUUUUUAAUGACAGAUUCCUAGGUCUAGUAUCUCCAAGUCUACUUGGUUUUGAGUCUCAGUGGUUGGCAGAGUUGGGAAUUAGACGCAGUGAGUGGCAGAUCUUGAUGGAGGGCAAGCCCCUUUCACUUUUGACUGUCUUAUUAACAGCGCCGACUAGUGGCAACUGCAGCUUAGCCCAUUUUUACAGCGUGUACGUGUUGCCCAAAGGCACACAAACUUGUUUCUCCAGCUAGACAACAACUCUAUCUUCUACAAGAAAAAGGGGGGUAAAAAACUUUUGGAAAUUUCAUGGACAAAACUGACAGAGGGCACAGUAUCAGUUUUAACUUAAGAAUUCACAACUUUCUCUCAAAAACCUGUCUCCUAAUACUGAUUAUUUCCUACUAGGGACUUGUUUAGUCAGUGACAACAAACACUUGGAAACAGCUUUUCACGGUUAAGCCUUUAAUCCGUGGAUUCGCAUUUUUUAAUAUUUUAUAUUACAGGUAAUGUCAGGUGGAUUCCCCCCUCUCUUCGAAACCAACAAGAUUUUGAAAUCCCCAAACAUAAUCAUGUAUGCAAAGAGUUUGGGUUAAAGAAUCUUUUUUUGGGGGGGAGGGGCGGUUAAAGAAUCUUACAAGUGGCUAAAGAGCAGGCAAUUGGAGCAGGGAGAGAAAAUACGGUUUUUGCUGGCUCUUCAUCCUUAUUUCGGUUCCAGUGGUUUGGAGCACAAACGUUCUCACUUAAUAACUUCUAGCCUAGCUUGCUUGUAACACCUACCAUUCUUGAUUUUCUUGCCCUUUUCCGACAAAUAGUUAUUACUUAAAAAGUGGAGGGGAGUGAUAAAUAUAACACGUAUGCCCACGUCCAAGGGAAAUUUUAAACAUUUAACGUCCAGCUCUUGGGCCGCUAGUUGGCUCAGCGAGUAAAGGAACCGGCUAACACGACCUGACUUUGAUCCUGGGAGCUACGCGGCCAUGAGGAGUAUCGGCUCCGGCAUUUUGUCAUUUGACUUUGACAUGCUCCCGCGCACACAAUAAAUGGAAAAAAAAAAGUCCCAAACUCCAGUUCUUUUGCUAUGUGAUCAUAGAUGGACAUUCACAUCCUUUCCCUUUAAACUCAAGGUUAUUUUUGGUCACCGAGGCCGCUUAUAAUUCAAGGGUAUCUUUGCGUGUACAUCUUUAUCCACAUGUCCCACCUUCGGAGGGUAUGGUGCAGGCUGUCGCGAGGCCGCCAUCGCCGCGUGGUGGGUGAAUGAUGGGCCUCACGGCGUCCGGGAACCCACCCUCCACGCGGCAGCUCGGCCGCCAUUGAGCGCGUUCUCCAAGACCCGGCACCUAGCGACAACUGCGCAGGCGCCAAAGCCUAACGCGCGGAAGCGGAAAUCAGCGUUGGGCGCGCGGACGACUCAGCGGCCUGUAACCAUGCGCGGCUUGGAGAAGCAGGGCUCGUGUGCUACGGCGGCCCCAUGUGGGUGCGUUCAGCCGGCCCUGGAGGCAGGUAACGUUAUGGAAAAAGGUGGCGCCGCACCCUAAGCUAGGCGGCCCGCUUCCCUGGCCAGAAGAACGCGAGCCACCUGACGUACAUUCUUGUCCUUGCCGCCAAAGGAAUCUUUUAACUGAGCCAAUAGGGUACUUGGAAUCAUGUUUCCCAGCCAAGAUUGGCACUCCAAGGCAGCCAUCCAUCUGUAGCCACUCCAGAGCCUGUUUGAAGAUCAGAAAGAACAUCUUUAAUAACCCUGAGCAUUCCUUGAUGGGCCUAGAAGAGUUUUCUCAUGUUUGGAUUUUGUUUGUUUUUCACAAAAAUGGCCAUUUGAACUACAAGGCAAAAGUGCAGCCGCCCAGGCUGAAUGGGGCAAAGACUGGAGUGUUCUCCACACGGAGCCCUCAUCGCCCUAAUGCCAUAGGGCUGACGCUGGCCAAGCUGGAGAAGGUGGAAGGUGGAGCUGUCUACCUGUCUGGAGUUGACAUGAUAGACGGCACACCUGUGCUAGACAUAAAGCCCUACAUUGCUGACUACGACUCACCACAGAACCUCAGUGUACACAAUGACCACCAUAAGCUGAGGGCUGAGGCCCAGGUUGAUGGCACGGCCAACAGUUGUGACCAGCUGCUGCUCUCAGGGCGUGGGAAAGUACAGCCUCGCCAGAGCACCAAGGAGAGACCGAAAUGCCUUGAAGACAGGACCUCAGGAGAAAACUCUCAGAAGUCCAGAGACAUGUCAGAAAUCCAGCACACUUUGCCAGAAGACAGAGAGAGAGCGUUGGAUCUGGCACUGGAACCAAGCCGAGGUGAGAGCAUGGAUAUGCCCGAAAAUCAGCUUGGCCCACCGGAACUGAAGAGCUUUCUGGAAGAAGGCACAGAUAGACCAAGGAAAGUAGAAGGUGCCUUGGUCCUGCCGGGGAGCAGUGCAGAAACACAGUGGGAUGCUUCCUACCGUGCCAGGACAGCUGACAGAGUGCCCUACAGUGUUGUCCCCAGCUGGGUGACAGAGGCUCCUGUAGCCCCUUUACAAGUCCGGUUUACUCCUCACGCAGAGAUGGAUCUGAGGAAGCUCAAUUCAGGAGAUGCUAGUCAGCCGUCAUUUAAGUACUUCCACUCCGCAGAGGAAGCCAAGCGUGCCAUUGAGGCUGUGCUGUCAGCAGAUCCUCGGUCUGUGUACCGCCGGAAGCUCUGCGAGGACCGCCUUUUCUUCUUCACUGUGGACACAGCACAUGUCACCUGCUGGUUUGGUGAUGGCUUCGCAGAGGUUGUGAGGAUUAAACUGGCUUCUGAGUCUGUUCAGGUGGCUGACCCUGAGGAAUCCUUGGCGGCCCUGGGGUCUUGAGCCCACUGUGUUUUCAGAAGCUCCAUUGGCAUCUGAUGUGCCUGCUCUUGUCAUCUUACUGCUUUGGUUGGUGCUGGUUUUUGUUUUUCUUUUUUUCUUUUAUAAAGACAUUAUUUAUUUUAUUAUAUUACUUAUAUUCUUUUUUAAUCCUAUGGAUUAAAUCCCUGCAUUUGAGGGUCUCUCUCU